AUGUCCACCAAACCAGCAGGAAGAACCAUCUUGGCCUCCACCAUCGCUAAGCCCUUCAUUGAGGAGAUCACCGAGCAAGUGAAGGCCUCAGGCAAGAGUCCCAAGCUCGUUGGCUUCUUGGCCAACGACGACCCUGCUGCCUUGAUGUACGCCAACUGGACGAGCAAGACCUGCGAGUCAUUGGGGUUCGAGUACGAGCUCAUAGAAACUGACAAGAACGAGUUGGAGAGCAAACUCAUCCACGCCAACAACGACGACAACGUGAGCGGUAUAAUGGUCUAUUUCCCUGUGUUUGGCGAUAACCAGGACCAGUACUUGCAGCAAUUGAUCUCCACCGAAAAGGACGUGGAGGGGUUGAAUUUCAUGUACUACCACAACUUGUACCACAACGUGCGGUUUUUGGACCCUCCCCACAACGAGCAGAAGUCGAUCUUGCCCUGCACCCCUUUGGCUAUGGUUAAGAUCUUGGAGUACUUGGGUGUCUACAACAAGCUCUUGCACUACGGCAACCGUUUGUACGGUAAGAAGAUCUUGGUGGUGAACCGUUCUGAGAUCGUGGGAAGGCCUUUGGCGGCCCUUUUGGCCAAUGACGGAGCUACCGUGUACUCCCUCGACAUCAACAACAUCCAGCAGUUCACCAGAGGGGACGACUUGCUGGCCCAGCGUCACAAGGUCAUUGACUUGGACCCAAGCACCCACACUGUCGAAUCGAUAGCUCCUACCUGUGAUGUGAUCAUCACCGGAGUUCCAUCGGAAAACUACAAGUUUCCAACCGAGUAUGUGACCAACGGGACGGUGGUGAUCAACUUCUCCAGUGCCAAGAACUUCAACGAUGACAUCAAGGGAAAGGCUGCGUUGUACGUUCCUUCCAUUGGCAAGGUCACCAUCGCCAUGCUUUUGAGAAACUUGCUCAGACUCAUCGACAACAGAAACAUCAGAAACAAGUCAGUUUCUGAAGAAAAAUAA
Suhomyces tanzawaensis NRRL Y-17324 is the source of this 966-nucleotide messenger RNA. RefSeq names its product methylenetetrahydrofolate dehydrogenase (NAD(+)). Gene Ontology annotation, cellular component: cytosol. Gene Ontology annotation, molecular function: methylenetetrahydrofolate dehydrogenase (NADP+) activity; methylenetetrahydrofolate dehydrogenase (NAD+) activity. Gene Ontology annotation, biological process: purine nucleobase biosynthetic process. The transcript has a single exon. The record is from RefSeq and is a predicted model, not a curated record. Bases 1 to 966 code for a protein of 321 amino acids. Lineage: Eukaryota; Fungi; Ascomycota; Pichiomycetes; Serinales; Debaryomycetaceae.